CCCCUCAUCCCCUGAAAAUGUAUACCUGUGCAAAGUUCGUCUCCUCCCCCUUCUUGGUCAGGAGCACCUCUCAGCUGUUGAGCCGAUCACUGUCUGCAGUGGCACUAAAACCACCAGAGACACUGACAGAUGAGAGCCUCAGCAGCUGGGCAGCCCCACGUCCCCUGACCUCACUUAUUCCUAGCCGCGAUUUCCAAACCAGCGCUGCUUCAAGGGACAUCGACACAGCAGCCAAGUUCAUUGGGGCUGGGGCUGCCACAGUUGGGGUGGCUGGUUCUGGGGCUGGAAUUGGGACUGUGUUUGGGAGCCUCAUCAUUGGUUAUGCCAGGAACCCCUCUCUGAAGCAGCAGCUCUUCUCCUACGCCAUUCUGGGCUUUGCCCUCUCGGAGGCCAUGGGGCUAUUUUGCCUGAUGGUGGCCUUUCUCAUCCUCUUCGCCAUGUGAAGGAGCCGUCUCCACCUCCCAUAGGUCUUUUUCCC
This is a messenger RNA of Panthera uncia (snow leopard), 478 nucleotides long. RefSeq names its product ATP synthase F(0) complex subunit C2, mitochondrial. The coding region runs from base 18 to 443 and encodes 141 amino acids. Gene Ontology annotation, molecular function: proton transmembrane transporter activity. The record is from RefSeq and is a predicted model, not a curated record. The transcript has a single exon. Gene Ontology annotation, biological process: proton motive force-driven ATP synthesis; proton transmembrane transport. Lineage: Eukaryota; Metazoa; Chordata; Mammalia; Carnivora; Felidae.